CACCAGCUGCGAGAUCACCACAUCCAGCCCGGGGAGAGUGGCACUCUCAAGCGCAAAGUGGAGGCAAUCCAAGGGAGCCACAAAUGCAAAGACUGUUCCAAGACCUUCUUCACUGAGAUGGCUCUGUGGGAGCACGUCCAGACUCAUCUAGGCCCCACCAAGCACUGCCAAUGCCCCAUCUGUGGAGAGCGCUUCCCUUCACUGCUAACUCUGACUGAACACAAGGUCACCCACAGCAGGAGCUUGGACACAGGCAACUGCCGCAUCUGCAAGCUUCCGCUUCACAGUGAGGAGGACUUCCUGGAACACUGUCAGAGGCACCCAGACCUGCACAACUCACUGACAGGCUUCCGCUGUGUCGUGUGCAUGCAGACUGUCACCUCCGCUCUUGAGCUGAAA
Messenger RNA from Sinocyclocheilus rhinocerous, 399 nucleotides. Its product is annotated as zinc finger protein 521-like. The record is from RefSeq and is a predicted model, not a curated record. The annotation marks the transcript as partial. Lineage: Eukaryota; Metazoa; Chordata; Actinopteri; Cypriniformes; Cyprinidae. The transcript has a single exon.